CAAUUCUUUCCUUCGUAACGAAGAGAACUUUCUAACAAACACAAACUAGGAAGGUUGGGCGGUAUCCCCGAACGAAUUCAUCUACGGGUCGAUCAUGUGGUUCGCAAUUUUCGGUGGACUGAUCAUCUACGGCUUGUUCAAGCUUUUCUUCGCCGGCGACGACGAUGUUAUGGAGGUUGAGACCUCCGAUUUUAAUGCUAUUUUCGCCGUCGCGAGUAGGUUUGAAAAGCUUUAUGGUGGAAAGGCUUACGUUGGGCUUCGGAUUCCUGAUGCUGACACCGGUUCUCGGCAGAAUAUUGAUCUUGUAGUGAUCACCAAAGAGGAGUUAUUGGUGAUAGCUGUUAAGAACUUAUCUGGAUUUGUCUCCAUCAACUCAGAUGGUUCCUGGGUUUGUGAUGAUGGAAAACAUAAGGCAAAGACUCUUCCUGACCCUGUUGAAGAGACCAAACAAUUGAUACCAGUCAUUGAGUCUUACAUUGAACAAAGAGGAGUGGAUCUUCCAGCAGGGUAUUUGUCAUGCAAAGUUGUACUUCCAAAUCCCAAAUUCCGUACAAUUGACUCGGGGUUAUUUCCUUCUGAAGUUAUUACCUACGACCAGUGGAUGCAGCUGAAACCGGGACACAGUUCCUUCUCUGGCUGGAUGAAAGGUGCAUUUCGUGGAAAGAAAGAGUUGCAGGAAGAACCUCUGGAUCAAAAGCUUAAAGCUAUCCUUGGCACUGCACCAAUGUGGGAUAAAUUGGAGCUCAAAGGGAAAUAUAUACUUGGAGACUUUCUGGAAUUCAAGGGCAAGGGAGAAGAUGUUGACUAUUUGAGAGAUAUCAAACGGUCAAAAAUUAGUCAUCUGACCAUUCAAAAGACGAGCAUGCUUGGAUUUGCACCUACAAGGCUGCAAGUGUUGUACGCUCCACGCGACUACCGAAGUGGGGGCUCAGCUUCAGCUUCAGAAUGGAGGGAAGUGACAGUAAGAUCAAGCACAGAGAUUUUGUUUCAACCUCAAAAUUCUACGAAAGUUCGUAAGUUUAAACUCUCUUCAGUUAUCUCCUUGACCCUCAGUGCUUAGAGAGAUGACCUUGUUGUUUCUAUCACUUUGCAUGACUGCUGUACUGAAGCUGCAUAUCACAAAUAGUUUCAAGGAUAGACUGUAUUCUAAGUUAUGUCAUUAAGUAUUAUUAGAAGAGAAGAAUUCAAUAGUGUUUACCUUAUUAUUUUUUUUUUUUUUCUGUCGACUUUCCCAUCAACAUUUUCACGUCAAUGGAUUUAGACAUUGACAUUAUAGGUGGAUCAGAAUUUCCUUGUUACUUUGUUACGGUAAUAAAAAGGAAAUUCAAUUAAAUAGAAAAGAUUUAAUGACAAGUUUAGUUUGGGAGC
Messenger RNA from Benincasa hispida (wax gourd), 1368 nucleotides. RefSeq lists its product as uncharacterized. The record is from RefSeq and is a predicted model, not a curated record. Lineage: Eukaryota; Viridiplantae; Streptophyta; Magnoliopsida; Cucurbitales; Cucurbitaceae.